Tribolium madens (black flour beetle) is the source of this 1329-nucleotide messenger RNA. RefSeq lists its product as uncharacterized. The record is from RefSeq and is a predicted model, not a curated record. The coding region runs from base 82 to 1278 and encodes 398 amino acids. Lineage: Eukaryota; Metazoa; Arthropoda; Insecta; Coleoptera; Tenebrionidae. The transcript has a single exon.
UUAAAGUUAUUGUGGCGGAAAGUUAUAUUACAAAGACUCGACCGAGAAAACGGCCAGUCAGGGUUGCGUCUCCGUGGUAAAAUGUUCUUAGUGGUACUAUUCGUGACGAGUGUCGCCGGUGACCCUGAACCCACGACGACCAAGACCUAUGACAUUGAAGUACCAGGAUCCGAACCCAUUCGGAUCGUCGAGGGGGAACCCUUGUGGAAAACGUCCAGGUUCGAGCACCGGUCAUUUAACACACGGGGAAAUACCGAAGACCCGCUCCAUCAAUUCCUCACGAGUUAUGCCGAAUCGGUCCGAAAUAAAAACAAACAAGAGAGCGGCGAGUCAGAGUUGGAAAACCCCGAGAAAUCGAAAAGUUGGGACUUGGUGAAAUACCAAAAUCACCACCACCCUUACGAUGACAAGAAAGGUUGGGUGAGUAUGGAACCGGUCCCUUGGUCGGUCUCAAAAAUCUCAAAAUGGCAAAGUAACUACCGGCCUUCCAACCCCAAACCGUGGGAUGACUACGACCAAGAGACACAGGUACGACCUUGGGACAAACCUAAUAAUUUCGACAUCUACAACCUGGACACCAGACCAGCUCCCACCUACCAGAAACCCACAGCUGUCUAUAGCCAAAAAGUCCAAGUCGACUAUGGCAACCGGUACCACCAGAAACACGACGAAAACUGCAAGCACACUCGCCCCUCCUACGACGACAUCAUCACAGACGGCCGACCUGCGAAUUUUCCCCAACCCUACGAAGCCAACCGCCGGAAAGGCACCGAGAUUCAGCACGACACCCACCCGUUCUCUGGCGAAGGCGAAUGGGUACUACUCUCCACCACCAAAGGCUACAAAUAUCCCCCAAACCGGCAAAGAGCGCUCCAAAUCAACUCUGACUCGAUCGGGGCCCACCGCAGUGUCCGCCUGACGGUACUCCCCCCUUUGAAAAACUCGAAAAUCAACAUGACUACCUCCCAUGGAGGCCUUCUUCAAGUCGAGUCCAGUUUUCAAACAGUUGAACAAGCGCACAAACAAUUCAAUAAGAAACAAAAACUGAAGAAAAAACCAAUUAAGGCGACAAAACCGGCUCCUGUACGAGUCGUACCAACCUUGACAACCACUCGACGAAACAGUGCGCCUGAUAGUUCGGCCGUUUUGGCCGCUGUGGGUGCGGGGAUGAUCCCCGCCACCAUGGCAAUGUUGGUACCCAUGGCGCUAGGGGGGCGGAGAAGGAGGGAUCUGACAAGUACUCCGUACCCGCAAGUGACACUCCCGCGUAGUUUAUAAUUUAUUUAUUUAUACAGUCUUAUUUUACAUGAAUAAAUAGUAAGUUUUGGU